Molecule: messenger RNA, 804 nt
Organism: Phasianus colchicus (ring-necked pheasant)
Lineage: Eukaryota; Metazoa; Chordata; Aves; Galliformes; Phasianidae
Gene: FAM163B
Product: family with sequence similarity 163 member B
Source: RefSeq, a predicted model, not a curated record
CCCAGACCUCAUUUAAGGGUUGGCAGCCCAGAUGUGGGUACCUUGUUGGAGGUCCCUGCACACUUGAGGCUUUCUAAAGGCUGUUAAUGGAGAAGAGGGCGAAUGACAGCCGGGACCGUGGUCAUCACAGGUGGAAUAUUAGCAACUGUCAUUUUACUCUGUAUCAUUGCUGUCCUCUGCUACUGUAGGCUCCAGUACUACUGCUGCAAGAAGGAUGAAUCCGAGGAGGAUGAGGAGGAGCCCGACUUCGCCGUGCACUCCCACAUCCCUCCGCUCCACUGCAACCGCAACGUAGUGCUGACCAACGGGCCAUCCCUCUACAGCUCCUCACCCUUCAGCAAGAAGGCAACGCCGAGUCGCAGCGGCUGCCCGGGCUGCGGGCAGUAUGAGCCCCCAACCUUCUUCUUGCAGGAGCCUCCCGAGGAGCUGCACAACGGCGGGGACCGGGUCAGUUUCCAGACCGUCAGCCAGGAGGAGCUCGACCUGCCGGUGAGCGUGGGUAACCUGCAGGCUCUCAACCCCAACCGGCUCUCAGCCAUGCGUGAAGCCUUCUCCCGCAGUCGCAGCAUCAGCACCGACGUGUGAGCCUGGCGCUGCACGGAGGACUUCUUAUAAUCCAUCACAGUGUUUUAAAAUAAAAUUAAAAAAAAAAAAAAAAAAAAAAAGCGGAGUUGGGGGGGGGGGGGGAGGGGGAAAAGUUGAAUGUAAUGUAAUCUGCUGCAUAGGCAGAGAUGAGCUAAACUUCAGUAUAAUGGAAGGGGAAGUGAGGGUGGCUUGGUGGCAGCUGGGACAUGAGGUUUUCUA